AUUUUCCACCUAGUUUUGGUUAUGAUUGGAUGAACCAACUUGAUUGACAGUUGAGGCAUAAUGGCUUUCUCGUUAGGCGUCGUUGGGAACACAGGGUUUAAGACAACUGAGGCGCAGGGCGUAUUUCCUUUUCGAGUUUCGUUGCAUGAUCGUAGAAGUCUUGCGUUGCACCGGCAGAAGAUAUCAGCUAAUUAAACGAACAUAAAGGGAAGUUAGAAUCUGAGAUAAAGAGAAAAAUGGUAACUACAAGGUUUUUUUGCCUGCUUUUCGCCACUUUUUUCGUCGUUACAGAGAGUUUAGAAAAAGCAAGUUGUCCAAGACCACUUAACAUCGUCUUUCUUCUCAAGACAUCAAAGAACUUCAAUAUACAGACAUUAGUCGCUGCCAAACGUCUUAUUAGGCAAACAGCCGACUCAUUCCAAAUUAUCCCAAGACAAACAGACAUGGCGGUUAUUCUCUCCGGUCCCAGCGCCACUGUGGCGGUCCAAUUUGGACAAAACGACACGAAUCAUUUCAAGCAAGAGGUAGAUAAGCUAGGACUUUCUAAAGACGAACAAUCAAUCGUCUCCUAUGACGGGAUGUUUGACAGAGCGAUCCCUUACGCGGGGAGAGCUGUCGUUGUCAUGACAACUGGAGAAGACAACGAGAUYGAUGACCCAAUUUUUAUUGAAGCUGUAAAAGAUAUGAAGGUGUCAAAUACAAGCCACGUUUUCGUKAUUCAACUGACAGAAGGUCAAGAUAUACGACGACUUUUAGACAUUGCUACUGAUUAUGAUCUAAUAUAUAACGUCAAGGACCUUCUCCGGAACGGAAAACAGCAGGRCAAAUUUCACUUUCAAAUCUGCAGUACUCUAGGAGAUUUACGAUUGAAUGGAACAUCGUUAAACAGGGGAUGUCUAGAAGUCUAUAAGAACAAAACCUGGUCCCCGGUUUGCAGUCCCACAUGGAACAACAGCCUCACAGACAUCAUAUGUCAAAGACUCGGAUUCAGCGUCAAUGUCAGCAUUGGAAACGACAGUGACAACUCUCUGUCAUUUUUGGGCAAAGGAAGCUSUGGAUUAGAAAAUUCGUCCAUCGAAUACGGCUGCGAAACGAUCGGAGGAUCAAAUGCAUACAAGAACUGUAGCCGCCGUCCAUCGUGUCGCCAUAUAGUCUGCAAAGUUCCCGUCCGCAUAUCAGGCUCUCCAUCAAGGCCUCACAUAGGCCUUGCAGAAGUUUUUUUUCUUGGCACUUGGGGUACUAUCUGCAGUGAUACAUUUMAUGAACACAGCGCUAACAUCGUCUGUCAAAAGUUCGGAUACCCGGUGAAGUCAUUGAUGACGUUUGUCGAUGUGUCAAACGACAUCUCGAGUCUUCCGACGAUGUUGAUGUCCAUCGAUUGUCCUGUCGAGAAAGGACAAUUGGAGCAACACUGCAAUUUAAUAAAAUGUGACAGAAAAUGCUCAACUACCUGUAAAACUCGGCCAGCCUCUGUACUUUGUGACACUAGCAAAGGAGAAGCUACAGAGACAAUAACAAUCACAAGAACAACAGGACCAAAAAUAAUUAUACCAUGCGCAAUGUAUACUGUGAUGGAUGUAAAGUGGUACUACGAGAACGGUCAUGAGCGUCGAGAGAUAAUAAUGACUCAUAAUGCCUCCAGAAUAAAGUUUAACAAUAAGGACCAAAAGGAGUCCCGGCUCACCAUACGCAAAAUAUUGCUUAAUGAUGGUGGAGCAUAUUUUUGUGAAUCAGGAUCCAGCAGAAAAAUGACUUUCUUGUUUAUAAAAG
Messenger RNA from Actinia tenebrosa (Australian red waratah sea anemone), 1770 nucleotides. Its product is annotated as fibroblast growth factor receptor 2. Gene Ontology annotation, biological process: cell surface receptor protein tyrosine kinase signaling pathway; protein phosphorylation; multicellular organism development. The record is from RefSeq and is a predicted model, not a curated record. Gene Ontology annotation, molecular function: transmembrane receptor protein tyrosine kinase activity; ATP binding. NCBI's taxonomy places the organism in Eukaryota, Metazoa, Cnidaria, Anthozoa, Actiniaria, Actiniidae. Gene Ontology annotation, cellular component: signaling receptor complex; plasma membrane.